GCAAAGGAUCUUUCUGCUGGUGGAAAUCUUGAUCUAUAUGCAGCAAACAAUUCAGAUGAUUGCUAUACUUUUGAGUGAUCAGAACUUGAGGGUAUCAGAUGAAAUAUCAGGUUCAUCUGUCAUUGCCUUACUGGAAUUUCUUUUAUAAUUAAGUUUUACUGCCAACGAUUUCAAGAAAUUUCACCCUUGGUAAAUGUAAGACUGGCCCUUGGAGCAAUACCACAAAGUGGGAAGAAAAGGGUGGGUAGUUCCAUCAUCUCAUCAUGGUGCUUCCACCCCCAGAUAAGCGCCAUGUGUGUCUUACUACCAUUGUUAUUAUGACCAGCAUGGCAUUCAUGGAUGCUUAUCUGGUAGAGCAGAACCAAGGGCCUCGUAAAAUUGGUGUCUGCAUCAUUGUUCUGGUAGGAGACAUCUGCUUUUUGAUUGUGCUGCGCUAUGUGGCCGUCUGGGUGGGGGCUGAGGUGAAGACAGCCAAACGGGGCUAUGCUAUGAUUCUUUGGUUCCUCUAUAUCUUUGUGCUGGAAAUCAAACUGUAUUUUAUAUUCCAGAAUUAUAAGGCUGAUAAGAGAAAUCUGGAGACGGUGGCUAGAAAGGCACUGACCUUGCUUCUCUCUAUUUGUGUGCCAGGAUUGUACCUAGUGCUAGUAGCCUUGGACAGCAUGGAAUAUAUACGUACCUUCCGGAAGAAAGAGGAUUUGCGAGGGCGUCUCUUCUGGGUGGCCUUGGACUUAUUGGAUAUCUUAGAUAUUCAAGCCAACCUGUGGGAACCACAGAAGACUGGUCUGCCAAUCUGGGCAGAAGGACUCAUGUUCUUCUAUUGCUACAUAUUGCUCCUGAUCCUGCCCUGUGUUUCCUUGAGUGAGAUUAGCAUGCAAGGAGAGCAUAUUGCUCCCCAGAAAAUGAUGCUCUACCCUGUCCUGAGUCUGGUGACCAUAAACAUGGUUACCAUAUUCAUCCGAGCCAUUAAUAUGGUCCUGUUUCAAGACAGCAGAGUUUCUACAAUCUUCAUUGGCAAGAAUAUCAUUGCCAUUGCUACCAAGGUCUGCACAUUCCUAGAAUACAAGAAGCAAGUGAAGGAGUUCCCACAAAAUGCCAUUGCACUUGAGCUCCAGCAGAACUCGGUGCCCCACAACCAGUCCCUCCACAAUACACAAGGCCUUCCUCAUGAGCCAUCCCCCACCAGGGAGAUUUUGGACACAUGAUGAGCCUCUUCUUAGAUAUCAGCAUUGGUUCUUGUUUACUUGGAUGGAGAGAAUGGGCAGAGAAAUAAUACUGCUCUCAUUCCAGCAUAGAGAGCUGCUUCUAGCACAAGAUUUUAACAAAUGGAGGAACAUCCCCCUGCAACUCAGGUAUUUCCAAGGGGCCCUCUGGAAAGAAAGCAAAACCAAUGGACCUUCCAAGCAGAACCUCAUCUACUCCAGCAUCUGAUCUUUUCUAUCUGUUUGUUACCUGUGCUUCAACUUGUAAGGAAUGAGAAUUUGUUAUCACGGCCUUUUUUAAAGAAAGGGACAGGGUGGGAUGGGGCAGGAGGGGAGAAUCAGGACUGGCACUUCAGUCAGUGCACCAGUAUAUUGAGUCUUAUUGGAAAUGGUUGUGUUUACAGUUUCUUAUUUUCAAACAAAACAAAAACAAAAAAAAGGUCCUGUAAAGUUGCUGCAGAAAACUGGAUUUGGGGCAGUUUUUUUAAAUCUUUACUAAAUAGAUCCUUUGCUCUGUUCAGUUCCACUCAGCAAGCAGCAGCCUCACUCAUUUGGCCAGGAAAGUUCUAACAUUGCCAAAGUCUUCAGCCAGCCCUUCAAAGAAUCUUAUUUAACAUCACAUCUCAUAUUUUAAGAACAUUUAAAAUGAUUCAGUGCAAGAUUUCUGUUUUUCAGAAAACAAGUAUUUCUGUUCCAUUCACGUGUGUGCACACUUGAGUUCUGAUGAUGGAAUGACGUUCCAGAGCUUUUCAAGCUACACUGGCCUGGGGAAACAUACAGGUAGUACUAUAAAUGAAAACGGAGAUUCACAGAAUGAUGAGCAUUCACUUUUAUUCCUGCAGCAGCUUAAUUUAUAACUGCUGCUUUUAUAUGAACUACACAGACAGCCUCUAAAAUAAGGUAUGGGACAACACCUUUAAGCAAAAACUAUUGGGACACAAAACAGAGCAACAGUUUCCCAGCAAAAAUGUUGCACAAGCCUGAAAGCAAUGCAAGACUAUUUUUUUCUUAGUGAUCUCCCAUUCCCUCACUGGUGUCUUGAUCACAUACCAACAGAUUUUUUUCCCAGUGAGUACUCAUUCUGCAUCAGAUACCUCAUUUGGCCAUGCAUAGCCAUUCCUCACUUAGCAACCUAAAACAAGGAAUCAAAUUUGUUCUUUUGCCAUCCCCAUAAAAAUAUAUAGUCAAUCUUAUUGUGGUGGGAUUUACUAUAUGCUUUUUAAGCUCGGUCUUGUCAUUAGGUAAGGAUAUGAACAUUUGGCCUAUAAGUAGAAAAUAUUCAACUCGUUUAUUACAGUGAAUGAAAGCAAGAGAAUUGGCAGAAGAGAGUCUAAACAUUCUUGUUAUACAAAGUAGCCAUUCUCUCAACCAAAAAAGCAGUGGAGAGGAAUGUAAAGGGAAGAGGCAGUAGGAACAUAAGUUUUGAAGAUACUACCUAUCUUGAAAGAUGCAAAUGUAUAAGGAUAAUGCAGUCUUGCUCUGCAUGGAUCUGGGGUAGGGUAUUGGGAAUUAACCAAGUCACUACCUACAUUGACCUUAUUGCUCUUACUACUUUACUAAUUUUGGCCUCCCAAAACAUGUUCAGGGUGUUGCUAUCCCUGAAGGAAAUAUAUGAAGAUGCUUAGUGCAUUUCAUU
Molecule: messenger RNA, 2835 nt
Organism: Thamnophis sirtalis
Lineage: Eukaryota; Metazoa; Chordata; Lepidosauria; Squamata; Natricidae
Gene: TMEM121
Product: transmembrane protein 121
Source: RefSeq, a predicted model, not a curated record